Molecule: messenger RNA, 1269 nt
Organism: Penicillium pulvis
Lineage: Eukaryota; Fungi; Ascomycota; Eurotiomycetes; Eurotiales; Aspergillaceae
Product: amidohydrolase
Exons: 1
Coding region: 1-1269 (422 amino acids)
Molecular function (GO): hydrolase activity
Source: RefSeq, a predicted model, not a curated record
AUGGAGGCACAUAGUCUCAGCACAAUUAUUGAAAGCCACCGGCCAGACCUCGAAUAUUACGAGCGUAUUUAUCGCGAGAUACAUACAUCGCCGGAGCUGUCGGGCCAGGAGAAGCAAACGUCCACAACAGUGGAAAAUCAUCUCAGAGAUUUGGGAUUUGAGGUUCAUGCGAGGAUUGGAGGCUAUGGGGUUGCCGGAAUCUUGAACAAUGGAUCAGGCGCUACCAUUUUACUCAGAGCUGAUAUGGAUGCUUUGCCAAUGAAGGAGAAGACAGGCCUCCCAUACGCUAGUCAACGAGUGGCUAAAGAUGCGGAUGGGAACGAGAGACCUGUAGCGCACGCCUGUGGGCAUGACUUUCACGUCAUCAGUUUGAUGGCGAGUGCGGCUCUCAUGUGCUCAGCUCGCCAUGAGUGGUCCGGAUCCUUAGUUUGCGUGUUCCAGCCGGCCGAAGAAACUCUCUCCGGGGCGCAGGCGAUGAUCGACGAUGGGCUACUUGACAAGAUUCCGAAACCGGACUUGGUCCUCGCUCAACAUGUAAUGCGCAUGAGAGCCGGCCAAGUGAGCGUCCGUAGUGGUCGUUUUCUGACCGCAGCCGACUCGUUUGAAGUUCGAAUUACUGGACAGGGCGGUCAUGCGUCCACCCCUGAUGUUUGUAUUGACCCGGUUGUUAUCGGUGCCGCUGUUGUGUUACGCUUGCAGACUAUUGUGAGUCGCGAAGUCAACCCUCAUGACUUAGCAAUCGUUUCGUGCGGAAGCAUUAAUGCCGGUUACAAUGCCAAUAUCAUACCGGACAAGUGCAUCAUUCGGAUCAAUGUGAGGACCUAUGAUCCCAAGACACGCAAGCGGGUUAUCGAGUCAAUUGAACGUAUUGUUAAAGCAGAAUGCCUCGCUUCGGGUGUAACCGAGAAGCCUACAAUCUGCUCCUUGACAUCAGCCCCUGCAACAGUGAAUGACGAUGAAGUCGCCACCGCCUUGGGGAAGGUAUUUAGCUCCUAUUUCCAGGAGGAAUUUGUCGAGGGCGAACCUACUACUGCAAGUGAAGACUUUUCUCUUUUGGCUACCGCAGCGAAUGCACCAUAUGCGAUGUGGACAUUCGGCGGUAUCGAUGAAAGGACCUGGGACGAAGCGGUUCAAAACGAUACUCUUCACAAGUUAGGUGGCAACCACUCCCCCUACUUUGCUCCGGUGCUUGAACCAACCUUGAAAACGGGAGUGGACGCAAUGUCUGUCAGCGCUUUGCACUUUCUACAGAGACAUUCUCGAGGGUGA